Messenger RNA from Nothobranchius furzeri (turquoise killifish), 9308 nucleotides. It is a transcript of the gene mink1, whose product is annotated as misshapen-like kinase 1. Gene Ontology annotation, biological process: protein phosphorylation. Gene Ontology annotation, molecular function: ATP binding; protein kinase activity. The record is from RefSeq and is a predicted model, not a curated record. NCBI's taxonomy places the organism in Eukaryota, Metazoa, Chordata, Actinopteri, Cyprinodontiformes, Nothobranchiidae.
AGGAGUGUUUGUGUGCAGUCAGUACAAACCCACAGGACUACAUGAAGGCUGGAGUGGGAGGGAGGACAGGAGGCAAAACAUGGCGAAAUAACAAGUUUUGCUCUUAUCGGCAGGUAGAAACUGCACCACAUAUUUCACCAUUGGACUACGUUUUUUUAACCAAUUUGGACACCGGAGAAGGACAGCAACGGUCAACUUUAAACGAGCUGAUUUAUCUAGCCUAUGAGUUAAUGGUGGCUGUCGUGAACAUUUGCUGUGUUUCCCCCGGAAGGUUGGCAGAGCUAGGCGCGACUGUCAACACCGCAAAUGGAUUAAGAGGGAAAGUUUUUUUUAUUUAUUUUUUUAUUUUUUGGGAAAAAAUACAGUUUAGCUUGCUAGCUUAGCAGCGUUAGCGCGAGGAUCGUAUGUGCACACCUGAGUCGGGUUGUUCCGAUUACUUUGGGCUCGGGUAAAAAAACUGGCAAAUAACAACUUUGAGCAAAAGGGAACUGUAUUUCCAACGAGGCAUUUAUUGUAAAAUAUCCGCUCUUAAGUAACUGUGGCGGCACAUCCAUGUAAGGCUAAUAAUGACAGCCUGACGAUCGGUUCUGGUGCGGACGGACCCGGACGCCAUCAUAUCAGACGUUGUGUUCUUCUUAAAAGCAACCAUUGCGUUUCAAUGGCGUAAAUGUCUCAUACUCUGUCAGCACAGUUAAUGUUCCAGCGGGACAUUAUCUGGUAUUGUUUCUCUCUCUGCGUGUGUUUGUGUAUUAAAUGUAACAUUAGCUGGGAUGUUUUUCAGCAGCAGAGACGCAGCGUCUUGUCAAAAUGAACGCAGUAAGGUGUUCAACAACAGCGGAGGUGCAUUCUGCCAGUUGUUAGAUUAGCGUUUAUGACCAACCAGCUGGCACGCUAACAAAUACAAACAAACAAACAAACAAAAAACAUUUAAACUGAGCUUAUUUUGUUUAUUUUUAUCUGCAGAUUAUUCUGUAAAACUCCUGCGGAUAACACCACAGCUGUCGGCCAGAGUUGAUGUGAGCUAGCCAGCUGGGUGCGUCUGUGACGGUCUUUCCUUGUGAUGGAUGUAAUUGUUCCGCAGCAGCUUCAGUUCGUUUAAAGAUCCGGUUCACUAAUUGGUCUCUGUAGAUUCGGCCGCUAUAACCUCGUGAUUAGCCACGGAUUUUCUCCCCAAAGUUCUCCUUGUUGAAUAAGAGUGGCUUACUUGUUGGUUAACGUCAUAAGUUUUCUAAGCUAUGUCUGAAAACGCCCCCACACGAAGCCUGGACGACAUCGACCUCGCAGCUCUGAGGGAUCCAGCAGGAAUCUUCGAGCUGGUUGAGGUUGUUGGUAAUGGCACAUAUGGGCAGGUGUACAAGGGCCGUCACGUGAAGACAGGCCAACUGGCUGCCAUCAAAGUGAUGGAUGUUACAGAGGAGGAAGAAGAGGAGAUCAAAGCAGAGAUCAACAUGCUGAAAAAAUACAGCCACCACCGCAACAUAGCCACGUACUAUGGUGCCUUUGUGAAGAAGAGCCCACCAGGACACGAUGACCAGCUCUGGCUGGUGAUGGAGUUCUGUGGAGCAGGAUCAGUGACCGACCUGGUGAAAAACACUAAAGGCAGCUCUCUGAAGGAAGACUGGAUUGCUUACAUCUGCAGGGAGAUCUUAAGGGGCCUUUCUCACCUUCACGCCCAUAAAGUUAUCCAUCGAGACAUCAAAGGGCAGAACGUGCUGCUAACGGAGAAUGCAGAGGUCAAACUUGUGGACUUUGGGGUGAGUGCCCAGUUGGACAGAACUGUUGGACGCAGGAACACCUUCAUUGGCACCCCUUACUGGAUGGCACCUGAGGUUAUUGCCUGUGAUGAGAACCCUGACUCUACCUAUGAUUUCAGGAGCGAUAUUUGGUCUUUAGGAAUAACAGCCAUUGAGAUGGCAGAAGGAGCUCCUCCCUUGUGCGACAUGCACCCGAUGAGAGCCCUGUUUCUGAUUCCCAGGAACCCCCCUCCAAAACUUAAAUCCAAAAAAUGGUCCAAGAAAUUCAUAGACUUUAUAGAGGGCUGUCUGGUCAAGACGUAUCACAGCCGUCCAUCCACAGAGCAGCUGCUCAAGCAUUCCUUUAUCAGAGAUCAGCCCACUGAGCGGCAGGUCCGAAUUCAGCUCAAGGACCACAUCGACCGUACACGCAAGAAGAGAGGGGAAAAGGAGGAGACCGAGUAUGAGUACAGCGGUAGCGAUGAGGAUGAAGAAAAUCGUGGCGAUGACAGAGAGUCAAGUUCGAUCCUGAACGUGCCUGGUGAGUCCACCUUAAGGCGAGACUUCCAACGGCUGCAGCAGGAAAACAAGGAGCGCUCGGAGGCUCACAAGAGGCAGCAAGCCCAACUGGCAGCUCAGCGCCGCGACCCUGAAGAGCAUAAAAGGCAACUUUUGCACGAUCGACAGAAACGCAUUGAGGAGCAGAAGGAACAACGUCGUCGACUUGAAGAGCAACAGAGAAAAGAGCGAGAGAUGGUGAGGCAGCAAGAAAAAGGUCCCCACCGGAGACUUGACGAUAUGAGACGGGAGGAAGAUAGAAGGAUGGCAGAGAGGGAGCAGGAGUUCAUAAGACACAAGUUAGAAGAAGAACAGCGGCAGUUAGAAAUCCUUCAGCAGCAGCUGCUUCAGGAGCAGGCACUGCUAAUGGAGUAUAAGCGCAAACAGCUUGAAGAGCAGCGUCAGUCGGAGCGGCUGCAGAGGCAGCUGCAGCAGGAGCAUGCCUACCUGGUGUCUCUGCAGCAACAACAAGAAAAGAAGCCACAGCUUUAUCACUACAACAAGAACCUGGAGCCCAACAACAAGCCGACCUGGGCCCGUGAGGUGGAGGAGCGAAGUAAGCUGAACAGACAGGGCUCACCCAAAAUCUGCACCACAGUCUCCGACACGGCCAUCCAGUCUCGUUCUGACUCAAUCAGCCAGUCAGGAAUGGUCCAGUCUGCUCAGACCCCACCCAUGCAGAGGCCAGUUGAACCCCAGGGUGGUCAGGGGAAGUUCCAGAUGGCUCACUUGGUUCCGCUGAAGCCUUACGCUGCCCCUGUCCCUCGCUCUCAGUCCCUCUGUGACCAGCCCACUAAGAACAUGUCCGCCUUCCCCACCCAGGAUCCCUCCCUCACCCCCACUCCUCGCCCCACCCACUCCAGGGAGCUUGUACGCCAGAAUUCGGACCCCACCUCUGAAACCCCUGGACCACAGGCACAUCAGAUCAGGGAGGAUCGUGGCCCCUGGAUCCGCCUCCCAGAUGUUGAACUCCCACCCAAGAUUCCCCAGAGGACCGCAUCUAUUGCCACAGCUCUUAACACCAACCUUACCUCUGGCAUCAGGCACCCAGUAAGAGCCAGCAAUCCAGAUCUGAGCCGCAACGAUCGCUGGGAGAGAGGAGACAGCAUGAGCAUAAUUUCCAAUCUGCCCCAGACUGGCUCCCUGGAGAGGCAUCGUAUCCUCAGCUCCUCCAAAAUGGAAUCGCCCAUCCUCUCUCGUGAAAGUCGCCAUAAACCGGGAGAGUCGCGAACCUCCUCCCGUCCUGGGCGCCCUGCUAGUUACAAGAGAGCAAUAGGGGAGGAUCAUGGCCUCUAUGCCAAGGAGCGUGCCGAGGAGCCACCGAGGCCUCCUGUCAAGGCCAAUGAUUACUCCUCCUCUUCAGAGAGCAACGAAAGUAGCGAAGAAAGUGAGAGUGGCGAGGCAGCAGAGGAGGAGGAAAGCCCAACGGAUCGUCACAGGGAUGCAGACACCGAUUCGGUCAACACCAUGGUGGUUCAUGAAGACGAAGGCGAGGCAGAGGGGGAGCAAGCAGGAGUUUAUGGGGACCAGACCAUGCUGGUGCAGCGGACCCCAGAGAAGAGGAGCCAUAAUGGAUACACUAACUUGCCAGAUGUGGUGCAGCCUUCCCACUCUCCCACUGAAUCAGCCACUCACUCCUCUCCUGGGAAAGACUCUGUUUAUGAUUAUCAGUCCAGAGGUUUGGUGAAGGCAUCUGGCAAGUCUUCCUUCACUACUUUUGUAGAUCUAGGCAUGUACCAGACUCCGGGAGGAACAGGAGAUAACAUGUCAAUCAGCAGCUCUAGGUUUGAGCAGCUGAAGAUGGAAGUGAGAAAAGGAUCCAUGGUGAACGUUAAUCCUACCAACACACGGCCUCCCAACGACACGCCCGAGAUCCGCAAGUACAAGAAGAGGUUCAACUCUGAGAUCCUGUGUGCUGCACUGUGGGGUGUGAACCUGCUGGUGGGCACAGAGAACGGCUUAAAGCUGCUGGACCGCAGCGGUCAGGGGAAGGUGUACCCCCUCAUCAACUCCCGCAGGUUCCAGCAGAUGGAUGUCCUGGAGGGUCUCAACUUGCUCAUCACCAUAUCAGGCAAGAAAAACAAGGUGCGUGUGUACUACCUGGCAUGGCUGAGGAAUAAGAUCCUCCACAACGAUCCUGAGGUGGAGAAGAAGCAGGGUUGGACCACUGUGGGGGAGAUGGAGGGCUGUGUGCACUACAAAGUGGUGAAAUAUGAGAGGAUAAAGUUCCUGGUGAUCGCUUUAAAGAAUGCAGUGGAAGUUUAUGCUUGGGCGCCCAAACCUUAUCACAAAUUUAUGGCCUUCAAGUCGUUUGCAGACCUGCCACACAGGCCUGUGCUGGUGGACCUGACGGUGGAAGAAGGCCAGAGGUUGAAGGUGAUUUACGGGUCCUGCGCUGGCUUCCAUGCUAUUGACGUGGACUCUGGAAACAAUUACGACAUCUACAUCCCUGUUCAUAUUCAAAGCCAAGUGACCCCACACGCCAUCGUCUUCCUGCCCAACUCGGACGGCAUGGAGAUGCUGCUGUGCUACGAGGACGAAGGCGUUUAUGUCAACACCUACGGGCGCAUCAUAAAGGAUGUGGUCCUGCAGUGGGGCGAGAUGCCCACCUCUGUUGCUCACAUCUGCUCAAACCAGAUCAUGGGCUGGGGGGAGAAGGCCAUCGAGAUCCGCUCAGUGGAGACCGGUCAUUUGGACGGUGUCUUCAUGCACAAAAGAGCUCAGAGGCUGAAGUUCCUUUGUGAGAGGAACGACAAAGUCUUCUUUGCUUCAGUGCGUUCUGGAGGCAGCAGCCAGGUGUACUUCAUGACUCUGAACAGAAACUGCAUCAUGAACUGGUGAAGGAGCUGCUACCCGGGUCGGCGUGUGAAACCGACAGGGUCAGAACCGAGUGCAUCUGACAUCCUCUCUAACGCAUGCACACCCUCGUGAACAACACUCCCUCUACAGUUCCCACAUACUUAGAGUUCCCACUGCUAAGACAAAGUCUCACAGAACACACACACACACACACACACACACACACACUGCCUGAAUCCAUUCCAGCCUACACUCCCUAUGAUGCAGUUUCAGCAGAGGCUGUCUGAUGACAGGCUGCCUGGAAUCAUCCUGAAUCAUUGCUGAUGUCCUAUGAUUUGAAGUUUAUACAUAACCUACCUUGAUUUAUUUGAACUUGUCUAGUUUUAACUAUUUUAGUUCCUAAUUGUUAAAUACGUUAGCAUUCCUUGUGGCUCCGCCCUACAUUUUAGGCAGGCAUUAUUUUCAGAGGAAACUGUAAAUAUCUUUCACCUGACACUUGGCUCAGAUUCAUCCUCCAGCUUCUUGCAGAGCCGCCGUUCUGAGAGGUAAAUAACGCUGGAACCUUCAUCUGCUGUGGGCCUCGUCCGCCAGGGUCAAACGGCUGUAGAUGACCACCAACACCUGCUUUCUGUUUUCUGGCCUGAAUGUCAAAUGAUGUUGCCACUGCAGAAAUUAGGCUUUAUGUAGUUAUAACAAAGUACAGUUUAAUAUAAAUAAAUGAUCAACCCGAUCCAAAGUCUGAUGAGUUUGUCACAAUUAAAAUCAGUUUGGAGAAACUUCCUGCUUUUCUUCCUAUAGUUUAGACUUUAGUCUCAUCAGACUCGUGUCCAUUUCCACAGGUUUAUGAAAUACAGAUGGAAUAUUUAUAUGUAGUGAUUCAGUGUUAGUGUUAGCAUACUGGUUUUCUUAAUUUUACUGUAAUAUUGCCAUACUAUUGCAAUAUAUUCUCAUGAGUCAUCAAAGAGCUUGGCAAUAUGGAGACAGCUUUAGAGAGGAUCAGCUGUCUGAGGAAGUAACGAAGAGCGAGCUCUCCUCUGCUGUACUAUAUUUCAGUUCUUUGGUUCGUUAGUGUGAGAGCUGUUUGGUCCCUGGAGUCGCUCUCUUUUUGACCCGCUGUGGGCCCGUAGGACGAUCAAGACGAGCACUUUGAUGAACACGGCUGCAAUCACGAGACUUCAUGUAGAUUUUAUAUAUUUACAUUCUGCCAAAGUUCACAUUGCUUUGCGUCAUGGGUUGAAUUAAGGCCAAAGAAAGGAGAGCAUCAGUGGAGGUUUUCCCCACAGAUCACUGACCGAGGCUUUCCGUGUGGUGUGAACCCACAACAGGAUCGUGAUGUUCCUGAAGGUUUCAGUCAUUUCAGGGUUGGACUGAAAAUAACAUUUUAUUAUUAAUCUGAAGCAAAUAUCUAUAAUCCAUUCAUCUUGGUUGACGGCUAUGGGGAAGGGCAGAAACACGGGGAGAGAGAUUCCACACAGCUGUAAGGAAAACCGAAGGACUUCAGGUUAAAGAGCGUAAAAUCAAAUGUGAUGUAAAUGGUUAGUUUCAAAGUGAGAGUAUAGAAUUGUAAAUGGAAAGCACUUUCACUUCAGUAAACAUACGUUUACACAUAUCCGUAUAUAUUAUAGAUAGUUAUGUGUGCAUGGAAGCCAUUGAAAUAGAUUCUUUAGUACUGUGUCAGAUGUUUUUUCCUUCCGUUUUUUUGUUUUAAUACUUUUUUGUGCCAUGAGCUACAGAUCCUCUCAUUAACCCACCUGGGGCUUCUUAUUUUACUUUACUAAUCAAUCUGUGAUCAUGUUUACAGCUUAAGCAGUGCCUUGGAGUUGGGAAGAUGAGAAUUUGUAAGAAGCGUCAAGAACCCAGUUUGUCUCUUGCUUGUAAUCUAAUAAAGAGGCACAACUCUUUGCUCCCUAACCACGAUUAAUAUUCGGUGCCAGUGAAGUGCGAUUAAAUGAAAUCCAGACUACCCCUUAGACAAAGUUUAGAUGCUUUUUUAUUUUUAUUUUAUUUUUGGGCACCACAGAUGGAUGGCCCAAACCGAAAAUCAAAAAGUGGCAAUAAAAGAAAAUUUAUGAAACGUUUAUUAGAUCUGAUGGGAUCUACUCAGAGAAAGCCAGCAUAGAGAAAAGCCAUUAAUGAGACAUAUUUGUAGAAGUGUGUGUGUGUGUCGUCAGCUCAGACAAUGGUUCAUGCUGCACAGAUAAAAUAAGUGUUUAUUCUGUAGUGAUGUUUGUGACAUGGUAGUGGAGAGACUAGCCUAUUUUAUAAGAUGUGAAUGAGAGCUGAAAGUGAAUGUACAUCAAUAAAACAGGUUUGUAUUUAUAUACAGUUAAUCGAAGCACAAUGUAUUUUAAAGCAGAGCAGUCAAAUAUAUCUGAGCAUUACCAAGAUGGGUUUUUACUUUGCCCUUCAUCCCGUCGGUGUUUGAGUCUGACUAAAUCAUGGACUAGUGGUGGUUGUGCUAGACCAGCAGGUGAGUCGGCUGUGUGCACGUCGCAGGGUUCAGGGAGGUUCUAGUGAGCAGAAGAGUCCGCACGGACACUCGCUGAUGAUAUUCUCAGGUGGUCAUAAGCAAGUGCAGCAGGGACUUCAAAAUAUUAACUAUGGAAAAGUGCUAAUAAAAUGAAAAGGCUGGUUUAGGAGAUGUCUGUUUUAAAAUGUCAAAAUAAUCAAAUUUUACACAAAACCCUGAAGUUUUACAGGCUGUUAAACAACAUCCCAGAUGAAAAUCAACCAAAGCAGUGACUUACACUCGUUUAACACGCGGAAAAGGUGUUUAUAUUCUGACUUUGAUGGUUUAGUUGUGAUUCUGUUAUAGAGCAGAGUGUUAGCUCAUUUUAGCAAAUGUGCUAAAACUGCUGCAGAAAUGCUGUACAUGAUUUGGUUUGCAAAUUUGGUGCUUGAUUUGUGUGUGUGUGUGUAUAAUAUGUAUAUAUAUACACACACACGUGUGUGUGUGUGUUUUAAAAAGUUUAUUUAGCUAAUUAAGUCCAAUAGAAAACAUAUAAAACGUGAGUUUGACGUGAAAGCGUUGCAAACACCCAAAACACACGACUUCAAAAUGAAAUACAGGAAGACCUUACUAAUGGAAAAUAAGACUCUAUAGACUGAAAAUCAAACUAAAUCAGUCAAAAGGUAAAGUUGCCUUAAAAUACUGAACCUAGUAUUUCACUGAGCUGCCAUUAAUGUGGUUUGUAAUUGGUGGAAAGUUAUCCUUGUUUUAUUAGCUAUUUUCCUCUAGGGAUGCCCGGUUUAGUUUUUAAUUUUUGUCUCUGAUCAGUCAUGGUUUCAUCUCAUGGGUGACCCACAAUUCUUUGACUUAGACUCAUGAAAACCAAGAUGGAGAAGGGUUUCAGAUCCUUGCAGCAAAUCAUUGACAAUGGGAGAAAGCUUCGACUGAAACCUUUUCAAACAUUAAUUCAACCAACAAGAAAAAGGAACCCUGGAGAACAUUAUUGACCUUUUUUGUUUUUUACCAGCAGUCACAGCAGCUCGGUGAGAUGCUGCUUUCAUCCUACUGGCUAAUAUCAGCAUGCAGACGUUUCUACUUGAAGCUUUGGUUUGAAGCACAUUUAGGUUGUUGAAUUUCGUAGAAGCACCUUGUCUCCAAAAAAAAGAUCUGAACCCCUUUGGAAAAAAACUGCAUCCAUCAGAGCUGGAUGGAGGAGGCACUGUUGAGUUUACAGAAAUGUCCUGAUGCCUCUGUUUUAUAAGCAAUACGGGCGUUUAAUCAAAUCUAAACCCUGAAUGCCCAUCUCUGUGUGGUGUGAAGGUGAUCUUCAGUGGCCUUUGGCAGAAUUGAUGUAGGCUGGUUUUGUGUUUAAAAUCAUUCUCUUCUGUUUGGAAACUCUGGAAAUGACUUCUCUUAGUCAGUUUGACACAAUCACCUGUCGGGAUGACGACAAGUCACAAACUGCCUUCAUCACCAGGUUAGAAGUGGUUUUAGAGGAGAUACUCCCACAAAGCUCAUAUUUCUGGUCACAUGAAUGGACAGAUGUAGCUGCAGAGAGGAAAAGUGGGAGAGCUCUAAAUCAUCAGGAUAGACGAUUCCUUGAUACUUAUUUUUUUCAUUAUUGCAGUGUUUGAAUGUGCCCACAUCUGUGUUACUUGUAAGAGGGUUACUCUUAGAUUGUAUUUCAUAAACUUUAAUCUUUCAAGAUUGUGCUGAAUGACUUCAUGUCUUAAUACAGAUUGUUUGAAAAAUAAAAUUCCUUGAUCUCA